AUGUCAUUGAACGAAAAGAAGAGAUUUAAAGUGGUUUUUGUUGGUGAUUGUGCGGUCGGAAAGACUUGUCUUUUGAUUUCAUUCACUGAAAAUGAAUUUGAUGGAGACCAUGUCCCGACUGUUAUUGACAAUCGAAUUCACACUGUUAAAUACAAAGAUGAAGAUGUUAUUUUGAAUUUAUGGGAUACUGCUGGACAAGAAGAUUUUGACAAUUUAAGACUUUUGAGUUAUCCAGAGACAGAUAUAUUCAUUGUUUGUUUUUCAGUGGUGUGUCCAGAUAGUUUGAAAAAUGUUAAACAAUUGUGGAUGAAAGAAAUUUCUGAACAUGGAAAAGCAUUUUCUCAAACAGUUCCUUGCAUUUUGGUUGGAACAAAAACAGAUUUGAGAACAGAUGAACGUACCUUGCAUGAUUUGAAAGAAAUUGGACAAGAACCUGUCACUUUUGAACAAGCUCAACAAUUUGCCAAUGAAAAUGGUUUUUAUUUUUAUAGGGAAUGCAGUGCAUUGAAGAGAGAGGGAAUUGAGGAAGUGAUUCAAAGUGCAAUCGAGGCGAAAAUUCAAUUGAUAACAAAAACAGGUCGAAGAACGAUGGAAUCAAGCAAGGAGGAAUCCACUCCAAAAAGUGCAAUUAACACAACAACAUCUGAUGAAGCAGUAGCAACACCUGUGACCAAUGAAGAAACUCUAGAUUUACCACGUUCUUCAACAGACCAACAACUUCAAUCAGUGGACACAAGCACCACAAAUGAAGUAAGGAACAAACCUUCUCAUGAAAAAGCAGACACUCAACAGCAGGCAAACCUCAUGUUGUAUCCAUGGUUGGUUCUCGUCUCCCUUAUGAAAUGUCAAUGUGAAAUUUUGUGA
Naegleria fowleri is the source of this 864-nucleotide messenger RNA. RefSeq lists its product as uncharacterized. The transcript is spliced from 5 exons. Gene Ontology annotation, molecular function: GTPase activity; GTP binding. The record is from RefSeq and is a predicted model, not a curated record. Gene Ontology annotation, biological process: small GTPase-mediated signal transduction. Bases 1 to 864 code for a protein of 287 amino acids. NCBI's taxonomy places the organism in Eukaryota, Heterolobosea, Eutetramitea, Acrasida, Naegleriidae.